AUGUCGUCUGUAGCUGCAUAUCGCAACCUGUUUAUCAUUACUGGUGCAUCCAAAGGGUUUGGAAAGAGUAUUGCUCUUGCAUUGGCAGAUUCUCCAUUACUGACUGCCCAGCCAACGGAUGUUUUACUUGUUGCUCGCAAUCUUGUCGAGUUGAAUGAUGUCAAGGCUGCUGUUGAACAAAUAUUUCAAGAAGCUCAUGUUGCACCAAGACACAGUCUAUCUGUCCAUGUUUGUACAGAGGACUUUUCCUCGAACGAUAUGGAUGUCGUUAGCCAACGUAUUAUUUCUCGUUCAGCAAUGCAGUCUCCAUUAGCAUAUACUACUGCAGUGCUGUUCAAUAAUGCUGGUACGCUAGGCACUCUGUCUCGUAUUCGUGAUCAGACUAUAUCGGAUAUGCGUAAAAGUAUUGAUGUGAAUCUAAUGGCUCCAUUGGUGCUGAGUGCUGCAUUUUUGAAGCAAUUUGCAGACUGCUCCAAACUGAUCCUGGUGAAUGUAUCAUCCCUUGCAGCAAUCCAACCAUUUGAUACCUGGGGAGUCUAUUCGAGCAUCAAGGCGGCCCGAGACAUGUUUCAUCAAGUGAUUGCAGUUGAAGAAGCCAAUAUUGAUGCAGAAGAAGCAUUGUCAAAACGCACUACCAGUCCAUGCUCAAAGGAUACUCAAGACACUCAAGCACCUCUCAAGUCUGCUAGAGUUCGUGUUCUAAACUAUGCACCUGGACCCAUGGAUACUGACAUGCAGACUCGCAUUCGAAAUGAGAUGCCAGAGAUAGAGUUGAAGCAAGCAUACGUCAAGAUGCAUGACCAAGGACAACUUGUGGAUCCCAACGACUCUGCUAGUGUACUAAUGUCACUGCUUGAGAGUGAUGACUACAUCAAUGGCUCACAUAUCGACUAUUAUGAUGUACAAAACACAGAACUCUCCAAAAAAUAAAAACCAAAUGACAAGAGGUUUGAUGAAUAAAAAUGCUUUAUUGAGUUUCUUCUU
Molecule: messenger RNA, 984 nt
Organism: Batrachochytrium dendrobatidis JAM81
Lineage: Eukaryota; Fungi; Chytridiomycota; Chytridiomycetes; Rhizophydiales
Exons: 3
Coding region: 1-930 (309 amino acids)
Biological process (GO): tetrahydrobiopterin biosynthetic process
Molecular function (GO): sepiapterin reductase (NADP+) activity
Source: RefSeq, a predicted model, not a curated record